CGGCUGCUGCCUAGAGAGCCAGACACAGAGCAAGAAGCGGAGGCAGGGCGCAGCAGAAGCUGUCAGAAGAGGUGGGGAAUUGAGUCCCAGAGAGAGAAAGAGAGAGAGAAAAAGAAGGCAAGCAGGAGCUGGGCUUGGGCACAAAGCAGUCCCCAAGCCUGAGUGCGGACACCUGCUUCCCUGAAAAGACUGGUGAAGCAGAAAGGCCUUAGCCAGAGCUGCUUCUCAGGAGGGGGCAUUCUGGAAGAAGACUGUCCCUGACCACACCCUGCCACCAGCUGCCUGGAAAGACUGUCAGGAGGGGACAUCCUCCUUGGACAUUUAAAAAAGAACUCUUGUCAGAGAAACUGUUGGCGAAAGUUCAGUAUCAUCUCACCAGGAUCUUCUGUACCACGCAGGCUGCUGGGAAGAAGUCCCCACGUGCCUAAAGAAAGUUUAGGACCAUCCCUGGUGGCUUAGACACCAGACUUCUCUUUCUGAAGGGAGACUGCGCAGCAGGAUGACUGAAAACUCUACCACGGCACCUGCUGCCAAGCCCAAGCGGGCCAAGGCGGUCAAGAAGUCCACGGACCACCCCAAGUACUCUGACAUGAUUGUGGCCGCCAUCCAGGCUGAAAAGAGCCGGGCUGGUUCUUCACGCCAGUCUAUCCAGAAAUACAUCAAGAGCCACUACAAGGUAGGGGAGAAUGCAGAUUCCCAAAUCAAACUGUCCAUCAAGCGGUUGGUCACCACAGGUGUCCUGAAGCAGACCAAGGGUGUCGGAGCUUCAGGUUCCUUCCGCCUGGCCAAGAGUGAUGAACCCAAGAAGGCUCCAGUCAAGAAGGCCAAAAAGGAAGUCAAGAAGGCUACAACACCCAAGAAAGCCGCUAAGCCCAAGAAAGCUGCUGCCAAGUCACCGGCCAAAAAGCCUAAGCCUGCAGCCAAGAAAGCCAAAAAGAAGCCAGCACCAGCUCCAAAGAAAGCCAAGAAGCCAAAGACUGUCAAGGCCAAGCCGGUGAAGGCCUCCAAGCCUAAAAAAGCGAAAGCCUCCAAACCCAAAGCAAAGUCCAGUGCAAAGAAGUCGACCAAGAAAAAGUGAGGGGCGAGUUUGGGACUUCUUUCUUGGAACUUCUUCUUGACCUCUAUUCUGUAAAUAGAUUUCUUCUUUAUUCUCUACUCAUUUCUAUUGCAGCUUUAUAAAGACUGAACAAUUCUUGCCCUAUACUUUAAAAAAAAUAUUCAUAUGGAAGCUACAUUGGGGGUUUUGUUUUGUUUUUCUAUUGUAAUUUGAAAGAUUUUUAUGUCAUUAUUUUAUUUCCCUUCUCUAUUAAGGUAUGCAAUACAUGUGUCUAAGCAUGAGGGAAGAUUAAUGAGGGAAAUCCUAGUGUUCUUAUUUUUGGAGGAAGAUUUGAGAAAUAUUUGAUGGAGGGGAUGUGUUAUAUAUGGUGGGCCUCCUUUAAUUGGAUCUCCUCGACUGAAUAUACCCACAACUGAUCAUUGUAAAUGCCUUUUAAGAAAAACAA
This is a messenger RNA of Thamnophis sirtalis, 1502 nucleotides long. The record is from RefSeq and is a predicted model, not a curated record. Lineage: Eukaryota; Metazoa; Chordata; Lepidosauria; Squamata; Natricidae.